ACAGUUAUCAUAUAAUAAGGUGAAAUGCAAAACAAACAUGAUUCUCGUAUCGUGUGUUUUGAGAUGACUGGGUGUAAAUUUAGUAAUGUGUCGCAUAUAUAAUAUGGCUGUAUGAGAAAAGAUUCGUUGCUGGAAAUCAGAGAGUUACUUAUGAUAAUUUACGUGUGUAUCUGUCACAUGCGUGUUACAUCACAAACAUUUUACAUGGGAUAUCAUUAUUGCCCAAAAGGAACUGAAAUAGCAAGCAUAACGACAGGUGUUUGGUUUGGUGGAAAAUAUUUCAAUGUUUGACGCAAUGGUCACCGAAAAGCUGGAUUUAAUGUUUGGGCAGGGCAUACAGGAGGGAAUGCAAGUGAAUGGUAAAAAGUACACGCCACAGCGUGUAUUUGAUUGUACGGAGGAAACCGAUCAUGUCCUUACAUCAAGCGAAAAAAUAAAAUAUGCUAGACUGUGUGAAACGCCGAGCAGGAGUGUGCGCCGUUUUAAACAAAAUUGCAGUCGGAUCUUGAACCCGUUAUCACGUAAGACAAAAGGGCUCAUGCAGACGCCCGUGUGCCCGUCAGCGGACAGUCUGGACGAGCCACUUCGGACGAGCGCCGGGAACGCUCCCUCACCGAUGCAUGCUUCCUUCUGGAGCAUGGACACCCCGGCGACUCAGCCAAGAGGACUCAUCGAUGGAAGAAUGCGUCCGCCGCUGACCCUGUGUGCAUCGGACGGACAAUUCUUGCGGACCCCGAGUACCCCAAGACGCCUAUCUAUGUCCAGAGUAGACACCCCACUGCGUCUGUCUAUGUCUACGAUAGACACCCCGCUGCGCCGGUCGUUUUGGAGCAUGAAUACACCCAGGCGUUUGUGCACGGGAAGCUUUGGAAACGGUCAUGCCACACCGAAACGCCAACUUGUUCGAGUCACGGAAAACGCCAUCGAGACAUUUGUAAAGGACAAUAUAGAGUCCAACAUACCGGUGAUUCGGCAUCUGGAAAACCUCUCCUACAAAUUGUGGGUGGAAUCGAAUACGGCGUUCCUGUUGGAGGCAGCGAUGACAGACGACGCCGACGACGACGGGUGGAUUUGGGACGAAGACUGCUUCUUUUCCAGUUCACUCGAGAGUAACGCCGUAAAAUCGCUUCAGGAUGCGGACAGCGGAAGUUCCAUUGGCAGCUCCAUCCGGGUGUGUGACGACAGCGACUGCUCAUUUGGCUACCUUGCUAGCUGCGAAUCACUGGAUACGUGCACUGACCAGUUCCCGCAAUGCCGUAAACUGUGCGAUACAAACCACAAAAUUAGCAUACCAAAACGAAAUAACUUUUGUCACAAAUCUCCCGAAAUAAGAACAUCCACGAAUUUUGAAUCUAAAAAGGACAGGACGAGAAGAAAUGCUGUUUUGGAUCAUGUGAACACGUUUUCAUAUCAAAGAGACAUAUCAGUAACAGAGAAUGCUCCAACUGACGAUGUUUUGCUGGAUGAUAUUUUGUUUUCGUAUAAUUGCUAUCAGGAAAAUGUUCCACGUUCGAACGGUAGUCCUAUGGGUAUUGCGACCAACAAUGAGGAUGAGUGGGUUAUUGUCGAUGACGACUGUGUACCGGAAGUAUCUGGUGCAGGCACGCACACUUCUUGUCGUGGACGAUCAUCUCCCGUCGAUAUAAAGAGAGGACAAGGAAUCGCAAAGUGGAAUGGGGAUUCGACCAAAUGCAAGAAAUUUCAUGGCAAUAAAGAUUGUAACGAUGAUUCGAUGGAAAUUACUGAAUCCGUGGAUUUAUCCGAGUGGGCUAUCUUGUCACUUAAUAUUACCGAGCGAACACAGUAUUAUAGAGCGCCGCGUACGGAGCGAUCUAGCACAGGCUGUGCGACGGACAACCAACGUACGCUAAUCUUUAAAACAGUCCGAGAGGCCAUUCGGCAACUGGGCAUGGAGGCUGGCAACAACGCCUCAAACAACAGUUACUUCGUCACUUCAGGUGGAGAUACACGCGCUCGUAUCGAUAGACCGGAGACCGACGGAAACGCUUUCUUACAAUGCGGUCCGGACAAUGUUGUGAUUAUUUGCAUGAUGUUACCGAAAUUAAAAUAACAUGAAACAUG
Molecule: messenger RNA, 2082 nt
Organism: Dreissena polymorpha
Lineage: Eukaryota; Metazoa; Mollusca; Bivalvia; Myida; Dreissenidae
Exons: 4
Coding region: 284-2071 (595 amino acids)
Source: RefSeq, a predicted model, not a curated record